Molecule: messenger RNA, 2067 nt
Organism: Cutaneotrichosporon cavernicola
Lineage: Eukaryota; Fungi; Basidiomycota; Tremellomycetes; Trichosporonales; Trichosporonaceae
Gene: VPS45
Exons: 6
Coding region: 1-2067 (688 amino acids)
Biological process (GO): intracellular protein transport; vesicle-mediated transport
Cellular component (GO): Golgi membrane
Source: RefSeq, a predicted model, not a curated record
AUGGACGUCCUCAAAGCAGUUCAGACCUAUGUGACAAAGAUGAUCACAGAGGUCCCGGGCAUGAAGGUGCUCCUCCUUGACGCCCACACUACUCCCAUCGUAUCGCUUGUUGCGACACAAUCCGAGCUUCUUGCGCACGAGGUCUACCUGACAGAUAGGAUAGACAACAAUUCGCGAGAAGCACUCAACCACCUGUCAUGUAUUGCCUUCCUCUCGCCCACCCCCGCGUGCAUUGAGCUCGUCAAGCAGGAGCUCGCGCAACCGCGCUAUGGAUCCUACUGGCUCUUCUUCUCGAAUGCGUUGACUAAGAGUCAGAUCGAGGAGAUGGCGACCGUCGACGAGUUCGAAGUCGUCAAGGAGGUCCAGGAAUACUUUGCAGACUACUUGGCACAGUACCCAUCACUGUUCACCUUGACACAGGCAGCACUCGCUGACGGCGGCGAGGGGCCACCCAACCCACCAAUCUACCUUCCUUCCCCCGAUGACAUCCCACCAUCCAUGCUGGAUAACCACACGCGUGCCAUUGUGGCCAUGCUCCUGAGUAUAAAGAAACGACCAGUGAUCCGGUGGGAGCGCAUGUCUCAGGCUGGCCGUAAGCUCGCAGCGGAUGUACACGCAGCCAUCGGCCACCAGCCGUACCGCGACCUCUUCGACUUCCGAUCGACCGCUGGCCCCGCACCACUCCUCCUCAUCCUCGACAGGCGAAACGAUCCUGUCACCCCUCUCCUAUCGCAAUGGACGUACGAGGCGAUGGUGCACGAGCUCGUGGGCAUCCACAACGGGCGCGUGCACAUCAAUAGCGAGGAGCGCGUCGAGCUCCGCGACCUAGUGCUGUCCACGUCAUCGGACUCGUUCUUCGAGAAGAACCUCUUCUCCAACUUCGGUGACCUUGGUGCAGCUGUCUCGCAGUACGUCACGGACUACUCGGCGCGCUCGUCAUCGAUGGGCGCUGGCGCCGCGUCGAGCAGCAGCCGUAUCGAGACGGUGGCGGACAUGAAGCGCUUCGUCGAAGAGUACCCCGAGUUCCGGCGGCUAGGUGGCAACGUCACCAAACAUGUCACCCUCGUCGGCGAACUCUCGCGCAUCAUCGAGCGCGACGACCUGCUGGCUGUUUCCGAGGUCGAACAGUCGCUGGCGUCGCAAGAGUCGCAUGCGAGCGACGUGCGCGCUGUGCAGCAGAUCAUCGCCUCCCCGAAAGUACCAGCGCAGAACAAGCUGCGCGUCGCCAUCCUGUACGCACUGCGAUAUCAGAAGUUCUACGGGAACCACAUCACCGCCGUCGUUGAUGCUCUCAUCACCGCCGGCGUCUCUGCCGACAAGGCGCGACUCGUGUAUGUCAUGCUCAACUUCGCGGGUGCAGAUGUGCGGCAGGACGACCUGUUCAUGAACGACAAUCUGUUCUCUCGCGGCAAGAGCGCGCUCAAGGGCCUCAAGGGCGUCGAGAACGUGUACACUCAACACACACCUCAUCUCAUGGAGACGCUCGACCUGCUGUUCAAGGGGCGGCUGACAGAGCGCUCCUACCCGUUCAUGGAGGGUGACGAGGGCGCCCGUUCUCAGCGUCCGCAGGACAUUAUCGUGUUCAUCCUCGGUGGCGCGACGUAUGAGGAGAGCCGAGCGAUCGCGCUGCUGAACCAACGUCUUGCGGGCAACGAGGGAGGACCGGGCGGCACCCGAAUUCUCCUCGGCGGAAGCUGCGUGCACAACUCGACCAGCUUCCUCGACAUGGUGACCGCUGCUGCUGAAACCUGGCCCGAUAGCAUCUACGGACCACCCCCCAAUGUUGCACCCUCACCUGGUGUGCCUAGUCUCCAGCCCUCCCCGACUCCUGGCGGACCCAGUAUCAACCUCCGCGCAGGAGGUUAUGAGCUCAAUGUGGGAGGCACAGGUGGCUCGGGCCUGUUCCGCAGCGCGCAGGGUAACGAUGUCGCAGCCAACGUCCAGCUCGGCGGCGGGCUGCAGCAUGUGGGGGAGGGCAUCCGCGAUGGUGCAGGGCGGCUGUGGGGUAACGUCCGACAGCGGAUGGAGGAGCGAGCCAGCAGAAGCGGGACGCCACCGGCACGGUAG